GUCGGGGCUGGGCCGCUUCUCGGGGUCCGGCAGAACUCUGGGGUGUUGGGUUGAGGCGGCGGCAGCUGUGGCCAGGACUCAGAGCACUUGGGCCUCGAGCGGAUAAAGGUCUACGACCUGCGGGUAGCGAGUAGGACCAGGGUCGUCGUUUCUCUGGGUGGUGGGGCCGAGGACUUUGAGGGACGUGUUCUGGGGCCGAGUCUGUGCUCGGACAGAAAACAGCAAGCUCCUCUGAAGCGUCGCCAACUGUGUGUCCUGUGGGAAGUCACUAAUGGUUACCUAGCACUUGUGCUACACGGGAGGGUCCUCAGGGUUUUUGCAAGUUUGCAAACAUGUUCACUGUCUCUCAGACCUCGAGAGCGUGGUUCAUUGACAGAGCCCGCCAGGCACGAGAAGAAAGGCUGGUGCAGAAGGAGCGAGAGCGUGCAGCUGUGGAGAUUCAGGCCCACGUCCGGAGUUUUCUCUGUCGGUGUCGACUGCACAGAGACAUCAGGAGAGAGAUUGAUGAGUUUUUUAAAGCAGAUGACUCUGGGUCCAGUAAAAGAAGUGCACUUUGUAUUUUCAAGAUUGCCAGGAAAUUGCUGUUCUUGUUCAAAAUCAAAGAGGAUAAUGAGAGAUUCGAGAAGUUGUGUCGUUGUAUCCUGAGCAGCAUGGAUGCUGAGAAUGAACCUAAGGUGUGGUACGUAUCCCUCGCUCUUUCCAAGGAUCUCACUCUCCUGUGGAUUAAACAAAUCAAGGACAUCCUGUGGUACUGCUGUGAGUUUCUUGAGCAGCUCAAGCCUGAAAUCUUGCAAGACUCCAGACUCAUCACACUGUACCUCACGAUGCUUGUCACCUUCACAGACACUUCGACGUGGAAAAUCCUCCGGGGAAAAGGUGAGAACCUUCGACCAGCCAUGAACCACAUCUGUGCAAAUAUAAUGGGACAUCUCAACCAGCAUGGGUUUUACUCUGUGCUGCAGGUAUUGCUAACCCGAGGCCUGGCCAGACCCCGGCCUUGUCUGUCCAAGGGCACCUUAACAGCGGCCUUUUCUCUGGCACUGCGCCCUGUGAUUGCUGCACAAUUUUCAGACAAUCUGAUUCGGCCGUUCCUCAUCCACAUCAUGUCUGUGCCUGCACUUGUGACUCACCUCAGCACGGUGACCCCUGAGCGUCUCACUGUUUUAGAAUCUCAUGACAUGCUUCGCAAAUUCAUCAUGUUUUUAAGAGACAGAGACCGAUGCCGGGACAUAUGUGAAAGUUUAGAAGGAUGCCACACUCUGUGCCUGAUGGGCAACCUCCUGCAGCUGGGCUCCCUCAGCCCCAGAGUGCUGGAGGAGGAGACCGACGGCUUUGUGAGCUUGCUCACCCAGAUGCUGUGCUACUGUCAGAAGUACGUGUCCCAGAAGAAGUCCAACCUGACCCACUGGCACCCUGUCCUCGGCUGGUUCUCCCAAUCUGUGGAUUAUGGCCUCAAUGAGUCCAUGUCCUUGAUCACCAAACAGCUGCAGUUCCUGUGGGGGGUGCCUCUCAUCCGCAUCUUCUUCAGUGACAUCCUGAGCAAGAAGUUGUUGGAGCACCAGGAGCCGCCCCCCGCCCAGCCGGCAUCCCCACAGAACGUGCUUCCAGUGAAGAGUCUUCUCAAGCGUGCAUUUCAGAAGUCUGCCUCCGUUCGGAAUAUUCUCAGGCCUGUCGGGGGCAAACGCGUUGAUUCUGCAGAGGUUCAGCAGGUCUGCAACAUCUGUGUCCUCUACCAGACCUCGCUGACGACCCUCACCCAGAUCCGCCUGCAGAUUCUCACAGGUCUCACUUACCUUGAUGACCUGCUGCCCAAACUGUGGGCGUUUAUCUGUGAGCUGGGGCCCCACGGAGGGUUAAAGCUCUUCUUGGAAUGCCUGAACAAUGACACUGAAGAGUCCAAGCAGCUCUUGGCCAUGCUGAUGCUGUUCUGUGACUGUUCCCGGCACCUCAUCACGAUCCUUGAUGACAUUGAAGUUUAUGAAGAACAAAUUUCAUUCAAACUAGAAGAGCUGGUCACCAUCUCCUCUUUCCUGAACUCUUUCGUGUUUAAGAUGAUCUGGGAUGGAAUUGUAGAGAACGCCAAGGGUGAGACCCUGGAGCUGUUCCAGUCUGUCCACGGGUGGCUGAUGGUACUCUACGAGCGGGACUGCCGCCGGCGCUUUGCCCCUGAGGACCACUGGCUGCGGAAGGAUCUCAAACCUAGUGUGCUCUUCCAAGAACUUGACAAGGACCGAAAACGGGCACAGUUGAUCCUGCAGUACAUCCCACAUGUCAUUCCUCACAAAAAUAGAGUUCUCCUGUUCCGAAACAUGGUUACCAAGGAGAAAGAGAAACUGGGGCUCGUGGAAACCAGCUCCGCCUCGCCCCAUGUCACUCACAUAACUAUCCGUCGUUCCCGGAUGUUGGAGGAUGGCUACGAGCAGCUGCGGCAGCUCUCCCAGCAUGCCAUGAAGGGCGUGAUCCGCGUGAAGUUUGUCAACGACCUCGGCGUGGACGAGGCUGGGAUCGAUCAGGACGGCGUUUUCAAGGAGUUCUUGGAAGAGAUCAUCAAGAGGGUGUUUGACCCGGCACUUAACCUGUUCAAGACGACCAGUGGGGAUGAGAGGCUGUACCCCUCGCCCACAUCCUAUAUCCACGAGAAUUACCUGCAGCUCUUCGAGUUCGUGGGCAAGAUGCUGGGGAAGGCCGUGUAUGAGGGAAUCGUGGUGGAUGUGCCCUUCGCCUCCUUCUUCCUGAGCCAGCUGCUCGGGCACCACCAUAGUAUCUUCUAUAGCUCUGUGGAUGAACUUCCUUCUCUGGACUCGGAGUUCUAUAAAAACCUCACCUCCAUUAAGCGCUAUGAUGGGGACAUUGCUGAUCUGGGCUUGACACUGUCAUAUGAUGAGGAUGUCAUGGGUCAGCUUGUUUGCCAUGAGCUGAUUCCUGGAGGGAAGACCAUUCCUGUUACAAAUGAAAAUAAAAUCAGUUACAUCCAUCUGAUGGCACAUUUUCGAAUGCACACCCAAAUCAAAAACCAGACUGCUGCCCUCAUUAGUGGUUUCCGUUCCAUUAUCAAACCUGAGUGGAUCCGGAUGUUCUCUACCCCUGAGCUGCAGCGUCUCAUCUCCGGUGACAACGCAGAGAUUGAUCUGGAAGAUCUAAAGAAGCACACAGUGUACUACGGUGGCUUUCAUGGAAGUCACAGGGUCAUCAUCUGGCUCUGGGAUAUUCUGGCCUCUGAUUUCACACCUGAGGAGAGAGCCAUGUUUCUGAAGUUCGUGACCAGCUGCUCCAGACCCCCGCUCCUGGGAUUUGCCUACCUCAAGCCUCCGUUCUCCAUCCGCUGCGUGGAAGUGUCUGAUGACCAGGACACUGGAGACACGCUGGGCAGUGUCCUUCGGGGCUUCUUCACCAUCCGCAGGCGGGAACCCGGCGGCCGUCUGCCCACCUCCUCCACCUGCUUCAACCUGCUCAAGCUGCCCAACUACAGCAAGAAAGGCGUCCUGCGGGAGAAGCUGCGCUACGCCGUCAGCAUGAACACGGGCUUCGAGCUUUCCUAACCCCCGUGGCCCCGCCGCCCACUCGGGCCCCUGGAGCACGAUCAGCACACAGGCGACCGGGGCCCUAGACCCCCUCUAUAGCCAUGAGACUCCCCUGUGGCCUCCAGAACUCAGACACUGACCUUGCUGCCCAGCGCUCCCUAGGCGAUGCGAAGGAGAAGGGUGUGGGAAUAAACCUCCCGAUUCUGCCUACGUGGGUCCUUUUUCCUACUUUCCAGCGGCCUGAAGCCCCAGCCUGGCGAUUGCAGAGGGGCUUCUUUUCCGUAGCGUGGUCUCUGUUGAGUCUCUCUCCUCUCAGCCCUGAGUGAGCUGCGUAGGAACCAGCCCAGGACCUGCAGGCCUGGAGUCGUUCGUGGGUCUGAGCUCACGAUGCCACUGCACGAGAGACCUCCUUCCUUUCUGGGAACCCUACUCAGGUAAGGCCUUGCCGAGCCUCUAUGCACCCAACAGUCUCUGCCUCCAACCCGUGGACAGCGGCCUCUCCCCAGGCAGCUGCCCAGCUACUACCAGGAGGCCGCAGAGCACCAGAGUCCAGGGCACCCCUCCCGCCAUGAAGCCUCUCGCCCUGUGUGCAGCCUUCCCCGGGAGCCCUCGCUGGCUGGUUCCUGUCCUGGGCAUUCCCAUUGGCAUCCUGGGUUGGGACGAGAGCCCACUGGCUCUGAAGCGCUGCUUGGUUCCUGCGCACACUGGCUGUUACUUAGGCCUUCGUGGCUAGAGGGCAGUGCCUCCCUCCCGGCUUGUCUGCCACUUCCUGUCCAAGGAGGAGACAAACCCUGGCCUGAGGUACGCCCCUCGGGCAGCAGCUUGCUCCUGAGAACCUGGCCCCGCCCUCAGCAGGGAGGGAGCCCUCUGCACUGAUCGGCUGGGGACUGAGUUCACCGCACCCCUUCUCACCGCCUCUCUGCCAACUUUUCUUUUCUCCUUUUCGUUUCCAUUUCAUUUUUUACUUCACUUACUCUUCCAGCCUAUUGUGCUCCUCUGCCCUACUUUUCCUUUUAUCAUGAGAACUUUGUCCAGAUCCAGGAAGCUGAGACCAAGGCCCUGUGAGGGGUCUGUGGUGACAGCCACCCUCUCUCUCCCACCUCUCACGGGCCUCUUGCAUCCCCACCACCCAGGCUGAAGCCAGAGUAGAAGCCAGGGGCACCUGGUCCCUCCUGCGCUCUGAGGCACUGGUUUAGGGCCAGCGUCUCUAAAGAGCGUGGAAACACUCCAGCCAGAGCCUGCCUGUCGGCGGCAAGCAGACAAGGCCGGUCUCGCCGCCUCCCUCGGGGGCUUCAGCGUGAUCCUGCGUUGGACCCUGGGAGAGCCCUGGGCUUCUGGGGAGCAGCGUGUGCUUUGUGUGGUGAGAAGGUGGGAGGGAGUCAGAGGUGGAGGAUCAUGGUCAUGACUUGAGAUUUGCUACCGACCUCUGCUUUGUGGACUGGGCGCCUCCUCUGAACACGUGACUCCUCGGAAGUCGUCUGCCAGUCACACGUGCACCGUCUGUACACAGGUGCUGGCCCGGGUAGUUGACCUGCGGGAGGAAGGUUGAACCCAUCUUGAUUUUCAUUGAGAAUCGGGGGACUUGUAAGCACCAGGGUGGGCUUUGCUGUCUGUGUGACGAGGGGGUAGUCUGCAGUUCCUUGUCAUCUCUUCCCUCCAGGGCUGUGAUAUUGCACUAUCUAGAACCUGCGUCUGUACUUUAUAGCUGGUGUCCACCUCCGUGGCACCUUGAUGGCUCUUGAUGGCUCUAAAACAUUGUGGGGUUUUUUGUUUUUGUAGAUAACUUAUUAAGACGUGUCAGAGGCUUUAUUAAAUUUGUACUUGAGCACACGA
This is a messenger RNA of Sciurus carolinensis (gray squirrel), 5354 nucleotides long. It is a transcript of the gene Ube3b, whose product is annotated as ubiquitin protein ligase E3B. The coding region runs from base 333 to 3539 and encodes 1068 amino acids. Lineage: Eukaryota; Metazoa; Chordata; Mammalia; Rodentia; Sciuridae. The record is from RefSeq and is a predicted model, not a curated record. Gene Ontology annotation, biological process: ubiquitin-dependent protein catabolic process; protein polyubiquitination. Gene Ontology annotation, molecular function: ubiquitin protein ligase activity; protein binding. The transcript is spliced from 28 exons.